Molecule: messenger RNA, 3667 nt
Organism: Triticum dicoccoides
Lineage: Eukaryota; Viridiplantae; Streptophyta; Magnoliopsida; Poales; Poaceae
Product: disease resistance protein RGA5-like
Exons: 6
Coding region: 357-3125 (922 amino acids)
Biological process (GO): defense response to other organism
Molecular function (GO): ADP binding
Source: RefSeq, a predicted model, not a curated record
UUCCCCCAGCCCACUCAUCUGAUUCCUCCGACCCCUUCUCGUCUCUUCUGACCCUGGUUUUGCGGUGCACGCGCCGCGAUCGUCCGAGCUUUUCCUUGCCGGGAAGGUGCCUGGGUUACUCCGCCGCGGAUCCAUCCGCUAGGGUUUCAGAUCAACUACGGGGAGGAUAUUUUCCAGCUGAUUGACAUCCGUUAAUCCGUUGUCUUUCAGUGUACACCGUCAGUUUGUUCGUCCGAUUCUGCUAAUUACCGAGAAAAAUCCAGCUUCCAUCAUCCUCGCUGUUGAUUGACGAGACUGUUAGUGCAUUCUGAGGACUUGAGCUCCACGCAGAAUCCACCCGCGAGCUCUCGGCUACCAUGUCCAUGGAGGUGGCUCUCGUGAGUGUGGCGACGGGGGUCCUCAAACCAGUCCUGGAGAAGCUGGCCACCUUGCUUGGCAAUGAGUACAAGCGGUUCAAGGGUGUGCACAAGGAGAUCAAGUCUCUCAGUCAUGAGCUGGCCGCCAUGGAGGCUUUUCUCCUCAAGAUGUCGGAGGAGGAGGAGGAUCUCGAUGUCCAGGAUAAAGUUUGGAUGAAUGAGGUUCGCGAGCUGUCCUAUGAUAUGGAGGAUGCCAUCGACGAAUUUACGCAAAGUGUCGGUGACAAAGAUGAAAAACCAGAUGACUUCAUUGAGAAGAUCAAGCACUCAGUAGGGAAGUUGGGGAAGAUGAAAGCUCGCCGCCGGAUUGGCAAGGAGAUACAAGACCUCAAGAAACAGAUCACUGAGGCGGGUAAAAGAAAUGCUAGGUACAGGACUGGUGUGGCUAUCUCCAACACUAUCAAUGCGACUGUUGAUCCUCGAGCUCUUUCUAUGUUUGAGCAUGCCUCAAAUCUCGUUGGAAUUGAUGAACCCAAGGCUGAACUAAUCAAACUAUUAGCGGAAGAGGAGGGAUGUAUGGUCUCCAUUGUUGGAUCUGGAGGAAUGGGCAAGACAGCUCUUGCAAAUCAAGUGUAUCAAGAGCUCAAAGGACAAUACAAGUGUCGAGCUUUCAUAUCAGUGUCACGAAAUCCAAACAUAACAAAUAUCUUGAGAACUAUCCUUGGUAAAGUUAGCAAUCAGCCUUACGCUGAUACGGAGGAAGGAAGUGUGCAACAACUGAUUAUCAAAAUCACUGAAUUUCUACUCGACAAAAAGUAUUUUAUUGUUGUUGAUGAUAUAUGGGACACAGAUACAUGGGAUGUUAUAAAGCAUGUAUUUCCCCCAACCGGGUUUGGCAGUAGGAUAAUCACCACUACCCGUAUAAAUGAUGUGGCUCAAUCAUGUUGUUCAUUCUUGAGUGGUCAUGUUUAUAGAAUGAAGCCUCUUAAUAUGGUGCACUCAAGACAAUUAUUCCAUAGAAGAUUGUUCAACUCCAAAGAAGAUUGCCCCUCAUACCUUAAAGAAAUUUCUUGCCAGAUCUUGAAAAAGUGUGAUGGCUUACCUUUGGCCAUCAUUGCUAUAUCUGGUUUGUUGGCUAACAAAGAAAAAAAAGAGUAUAUAUGGAAUCAAGUGAAAGAUUCUAUUGGUCGUGCGCUUGAAAGAAAUCCUACCAUCCAAGUAAUGAUGAAGAUAUUGGCACUUAGUUACUUUGAUCUGCCUCCUAGUUUAAAAACUUGUUUCUUAUAUCUGAGUAUAUUCCCUGAAGAUUCUGUUAUCAAGAGAAAGGGCUUGAUAAAGAGGUGGAUUGGUGAAGGAUUUAUUCAUAAAGAUGACAUAUAUACAGCCGAAGAGAUAGGAGAAAUGUGUUUUAAUGAGCUCAUUAAUAGGAAUUUAAUCCAACCUGGAGAAUUUGACAAAUAUAAUAAGGUGAUGAAUUGUCGAGUUCAUGACACGAUUCUAGAUUUCAUCAUAUCCAAGUCCGUUGAAGAAAACUUUGUCACUUUGGUCGGUGUUCCGUAUAUAACUAUUGGAACAGAACGCAAAGUUCGUCGGAUCUCUCUUCAAGUUGGCAAGAAAGGAAACUGUAUCACCUCAAUGAGCCAGGAAUUAUGUCAGGUUCGGUCACUUAAUGUGUUUGGGAAUUCUGCUUUAAUCCCUUCACUUGAUGAGUUUAGGCAUCUGCGCAUUCUGGACUUUGAAGGAUGCCGUGAAUUGCAAAAACAACAUCUUGCAAAAAUAGGGAGCAGGUUGUUUCAGUUAAGGCACCUAAACCUCCGGAAGACAAGAGUGAGUGAGCUCCCAGGACAAAUAGGACAUCUAGGUUGCUUGGAGAUGUUGGACCUGAGAGGCACCAGUGUACGGGAAUUGCCUGCAUCCAUUGUUAAUCUCGGAAGGUUGAUACAUCUGUUUGUUGGCAUUCGUGUUAAAUUUCCUGUUGGAAUUGCAAAGAUGCAGGCAUUGGAAACAUUGAAACGGGUGUGUGUCAUCGAGCAACCGUUUAACUUUCUGCAGGAACUUGGGCAGCUUAAGAAUUUGCGGAAGUUGGUUCUUUACUUUGGAGGUGAUGCUUCCAGCUAUGUUGAACGAGAAACAAGAGCCAAGAAGGAUUUAAUUGCAUCUUCUCUCGGUAAACUAGGGAUACUGAACAAUGUGAGUUCUCUAACUAUUUGGAAAGAUGAAUGCAUCUUCUUAGUGGAACCGUGGUGCACUGCCCCGUUUGACCUCCAAAAACUAAUGGACCAUGAGCAAGUCUUCCAGCAAGUUCCGAAUUGGGUGGGAUCUCAUGUAUGUCUCCAAGAGGUACUAUUUAAAGUGGAGGGGUUCACGCAGGAAGAUGUGUGCAACCUUGGAUCCCUGCCUGCUCUGCUUAUUCUGAAUCUGACAGUAACAGCAAGAGGCAAGGACAGGCUCAUUGUCAGUGAUGCAGUUGGGUUCCCAUGCUUGAGGGAGUUACGUUAUCAUAGGGUACAGUUUGGAGGGAUGGAUUUGUUGUUUGCACCAGGAUCCAUGCCCAAGCUAGAAAAACUCGAUAUUGGUCCAUUCAACGCAGGAGAAUCUGACUCUCUCAGCAGUGAAUCUUUCGAUCUCGGAAUCGGUAACCUCCCCAGCCUCAUUAGUCUCAAAUGUGAAGUACGUGGCUGGCUCAGCAGUGCUGUUUCGGCUGCAAGGGCUUACUUGGAGAAAACAGCCAGGACACACCCCAACCGCCCUAGUCUAUUGCUUGCAUAAAUAAAUAAAUAUACACAUGGUGAUGCUUAAUCGUGCCACCCUGCCGUUUGAGCUUGGGGUACAACUAGGUAUGCAGGACGCUGCAGCUUCAAGAAUUCAUCAAUUCAUUUUGUGUGGUAGAUCAGUUCAUCAUUUCUUGCAAUAGGCGUGUUGAACUUCCUGCUGACCUGCAGUGCGUAUGGCUCUCUAUUUUUCAGAGCAGCUGAUGAUAAUGUGUAGUCUCCUGGCCGGUGUUGGAACGGAGACACUUUCUGUCCUCAAAGCCGAUGGUGUUGGACAUCAGAAUCAUUUCAACCAGUUCUCGAAGCUUUCUUUAAACUCAGAGACAUCUAUACAAAGUUUGAACGACAUAUGAUUCAUUUAGUUAUGUAAGCAUUGUCAUUAUUGAAAAAGUUAUCUAAGCAUUGUACUGAUAUUAAUUGGAGAUUUGAGCUAGACCUAUGCAUGUGUUUUUUUUAAUCAUAACAAGGAGUUGUAGGCAGCUUAAGCAAUGCCGAGCUGUUGAAUUUCGUUGGACAGCCCUUUUGUGAGCUCUCUGUCAC